Molecule: messenger RNA, 3050 nt
Organism: Juglans regia (Persian walnut)
Lineage: Eukaryota; Viridiplantae; Streptophyta; Magnoliopsida; Fagales; Juglandaceae
Product: receptor-like protein 7
Exons: 1
Coding region: 64-2772 (902 amino acids)
Molecular function (GO): protein binding
Source: RefSeq, a predicted model, not a curated record
AAUUCAUUUCCUCCAUUUGUUUUCUAAUCUCUUGAUCUCUCCCCAGCUCCAAUAUUUUAGACAAUGGGUUUGUCCUUUCCUCUCAUCAUCUUGAUCGUGCGCUUUCUUGUUUCAUUGAUGAUGUUUUAUCUUAUACUUUCUACCUCUUCUUCUGGUGUGGAACCGUUGUGCCAUGAUGAUGAGAGAUUUUCCUUGUUGCAAUUCAAGGAAAGCUUCAUCAUCAAUCAGUUUGCAUCUAAUGAUCCUUUUGCUUAUCCGAAGGUUUCAUCGUGGAAGCCUAAUCAAAUCAGUGACUGCUGCAAGUGGGACGGUGUAGAGUGCAAUAAGGACACUGGUCAUGUCAUAGGCCUCAAUCUCAAUAGCAGCUGUCUUAAAGGUUUUCUCAACUCCAACAGCAGCCUCUUCCGCCUUGCUCUCCUCGAGAGCCUAAAUCUAGCCGACAAUCACUUUAAAUCUUCUCCAAUCCCAACUAGUUUUAGGCAGCUUUCAAGGCUAACAAAUCUCAACCUCUCUGCCUCUAACUUUUCUGGCCAAAUCCCUUCAGAAAUCUUUGAGCUCUCCAAGUUAGUUUCCCUAGAUCUCUCAUAUAAUCAUCCGUUGUUGAAGCUCCAAAAAUCUGGCCUAACAGUUAUAGCUCAAAACCUCACAAACUUGGAAGUACUAUCUCUUACACAGGUUGACAUAUCAUCCAACGUUCCCAAUAUCUUGGCAAACUUAUCUUCUUUAACUGUUCUAUCCCUAAGCAAGUGUGACUUGCAUGGUGAGUUUCCCAUGGGAAUUUUCCAUCUUCCUAAGCUUCAACGUCUUAAUAUACAGUAUAAUGAAAACCUCACGGGACUUGUCCCAGAAUUUCACAGAACCAGCCCCCUUGUAUCAUUGAGACUUGGAUUCACAAACUUCUAUGGUGAGUUACCAGAUUCGAUUGGUCACCUCAAGUCCUUGAUUAGGUUUGAUGCCUUUUUUAGCAAUUUCUCAGGAGAAAUACCAUCUUCACUAGGUAACCUUACCAAUCUAAUUGUUUUACAACUUCAAUCAAAUAGCUUCCACGGUUCAGUUCCACAGUCAAUAUCAAGGCUUGUAAAUCUUGAAAUUUUGUGUCUCCAUUAUAACUAUUUGAGUGGCAGGGUGGAGUUUGAGUUGUUUCUGAGACUCAAAUACCUCUCCGUUCUCGAUCUAUCUGAUAAUAACAAUAUUUCAUUGCUUACAAAGCCUAGUACCAACUCAACUGUUGCAAAAUUUAGGAGUUUAGGUCUUGGUUAUUGUGACUUGGAUGAGUUCCCAGAUUUUCUGAGGAACCAAGAUCAGUUGGAGCUGUUACAUCUUAGUGGAAACGAAAUUCAUGGCCAAGUUCCAAAAUGGAUGGGGAACGUAAGUAUAGAAACUCUCUUGGGUUUAGCUCUGGAAGACAAUUUUCUCACCAGUUUCAACCAACUUCCGGUUGUACUCCCCUACGUUAAUCUAAAGGAACUGCGGCUUGAUUAUAACAUGAUUCAAGGGUCAGUGCCAAUCCCACCUCCUUCCAUUGCUUUCUAUACGGUCUCAAACAACAGACUGACCGGAGAAAUUCCACAUUUGAUUUGCAAUCUAAGCUCAAUUACUGAGCUCGAUUUGUCAAGCAACAACUUGGGUGGCCUUCUUCCUCAAUGUUUAGGCAACUUGAGUGAUUCUCUCACAAUUAUGGAUCUACACAACAAUAGCUUUCAUGGAACCAUUCCUCAGACCUUUGGUGAGGGAAAACAUUUGAGAAUGAUUAAUUUUAGCCAAAAUCAAUUACAGGGACAUCUACCGAGAUCAUUGGCCAAUUGUUCCAUGCUUGAAGCUAUUAAUCUUGGUAACAAUCAGAUACAUGAUAUUUUUCCUUCCUGGUUGGGCAUUCUUCCAGAGUUGAGGAUUCUCAUUUUGAGAUCUAAUGAACUCUAUGGUACAAUAGGAAGUUCUGAUGGCAAUUUCAAUUUCCCAAAAUUGCACAUCAUUGACCUCUCAAAUAAUGAUCUUACUGGCAAGUUGCCCUCUGAACAAUUCCGAAAUUGGAAAGCCAUGCAAAUUGUCGAGGACGAGCAAUUAAAGUACAUGGAGGAACCAAAAGCUCUACAGAUGUCUCGAGGUUAUUAUGUUGUAGAUAUCUACACUUUAUCAAUGACAAUGACGAACAAAGGCAUGGAGAUGGUAUAUGGAAAAGUCUCAAAUUUGUUCAUAGCUAUUGAUCUCUCGAGAAACAGAUUUGAAGGAGAAAUUCCAGAAGUGGUGGGGCAUCUAAAAGAACUUAAUUUGCUCAACCUUUCCCACAACUUUCUCACAGGUCCUAUUCCAUUUACAUUGGCAAACUUGAUAAGGCUAGAGUCAUUGGAUCUAUCUCAAAACAAGCUGUCUGGUGUGAUCCCUCCGCAAUUAAUAGAACUCACUUUCCUUUCACACUUUAAUGUCUCCCAUAAUCGUUUGACAGGACCUAUACCACAAGGGAAACAAUUCAACACAUUCAAUAUCAGUUCGUUUAGUGAGAACCCUGAAUUAUGCGGAAAUCUUUUGUCAAAGAAAUGUGGGAAUCCUGAGGACUCACUGCCUCCAUCUUCAAGCCACAACUCAACAAACAAAAACUCAGAGUUCCCAUUUGAUUUUGGUUGGAAAGUAGUCGUGUUGGGAUACGGAUGUGGAUUCGUGUUUGGAGCUGUGUCUGGGCAAAUCGUGAUCACAAAGAAGUAUGGUUGGUUUAUGAAGACGUUUGCAAUUGGACAGCCACGAAGAAGGGUGCAUUGGAGGGGCCGCAGAAAUUAAGUAUAAUCCUACAUGCAUGUUUCCAUAAUAAAUAAAUAAUUACAUGUACAAUGUCUGUAGUAUGUACUAUUAUUGUAGCUUUACUUUACUUUUUCUGUUUUUUUCCCUCUUUUAGAUGCUAUAGGAGAGAAUCUGUUGUAUUUGCACCCAUGUUCUCAAUAAAACAAGUGUUGUAAAAGAAAAUUAACCAAGGAGAUUUAUGGCAGUGAAAGCAGAGCUGCCCUGCUCUGGUGUAUUUCCGUUCCAAUUUAUAGUAAUCGUUACACUUGAGUUUUGUA